ACAGUUUUGUUGUCCGCCAUUGUUGUGUUGUGAGUGGCCAUAUUUGUUCGACCAUCUUUUAUAAACAAAAUAGCAGCCAUUGUGAUGGCGGACCAUCAAAAUAUCAUGUGCGAAGUCGAAAUUCAACCGGACAUCCAAGAAUGCGUUGAAAUUGAGACUAUUCCCGUAGAUAUGAGCGAUGGUUGUGAAACAAUCGUAGAAUGCGGAGAACAUAUGAUGUCAAUGCAAUCUUUAGAAGGUAGAGAUCUGGGCAGAGACAUUAUUUUAGAAGCACAAGAAGAAAUUAUAGAUGAUUCCGGCGACCCCUUAAAUAUUUACGACGUACCAGUUCCCGAUUCUUCCGAUUUAUACGUUGAAUCUUCGCCGGGACCUUCUAAACGAAAAAAGACUGUAAAAAAUCGUGGUGUUCUUUCUCGACGUGAAAAUGAAAUUUUGCUCAGUGAUAUGCACGUUGAAACAAAACCCCGGAAAUGGGAACAAAAACAAGUUCAAAUAAAAACAAUGGAAGGUGAAUUUUCUGUAACUAUGUGGGCAUCAGGUGCUAGUGACGAUGAAGGCUCAAAUCCUGAACCAGAUCCAGAUUAUACUGAAUAUAUGACCGGCAAAAAAAUCCCCGUUGAUGGAAUUCCUGGAUUAGACCUAUCGGACCCAAAACAAUUAGCCGAGUUUGCGCGACCUGGUUUGAAGAGUCCAAGAGUUCGAAGGCCGAAUCAAGAUAAUUCAGAUAGAACAAUAGCAUGUCCUCACAAAGGCUGUAAUAAAAUGUUUAGAGAUAAUUCGGCAAUGAGAAAACACUUACAUACACAUGGACCUCGUGUACAUGUAUGUGCAGAGUGUGGAAAAGCUUUUGUAGAAUCGAGUAAACUCAAGAGACACCAAUUGGUUCAUACAGGUGAAAAACCUUUUCAAUGUACAUUCGAGGGGUGUGGCAAGAGAUUCAGUUUAGAUUUUAAUUUAAGGACACAUGUGAGGAUACACACCGGUGACCGACCGUACGUUUGUCCUUUUGAUGGUUGUAAUAAGAAAUUUGCACAAUCGACAAAUCUCAAAAGUCACAUUUUAACGCACGCCAAAGCUAAAUCUAGAAAUAACAUGCAACGUACUUCAAAUAGUAUACAAAUGAUACAACAACCUUACGUACAGGUGGAAGUCGCCGAUCCAGAUUAUAUUGUAUAUGCAGACUAAAACGAUAUAGGGUUUAUCAACUAGUAAUUUAAGAGCUACAAACCCCCCAGUCAAGUGAAUGUACCUCCGUUAGGUUAAUAUUUUUCUAACAAUAGUGUGUUAUGUUUUACGAGUUGGCGGGACUGUUUUAAUUUUUAAAGCCAACUGAAAGAAAUUCUCCAAAGCAAGCGUGAAGAAUAUAUAGUGAAGUUAUAUUUUCACGUGAUUAUUGGUUAUUACGACCAAUUAUUGUAAAUUUACUAUUUUAUAGUUGAAACCGCACUAAUUUUUUACAGUCAUUAUAAAUACGUAAAACAUGAUAAAGUAAAUUGAUUAAAUUCAAUAUUGAAUCUCCACAUACAGUAUAUUUUGCAGCUCACCUGUACAUUAUUUUACUAUUCAUCAUUAUCUUCUAGUUUUUCAUAAGUUGAGUGAUAUUAAAUUUCAUUUUCAAUUUUCUCCACUUGUAUAAACAUAUUCCAUGAAAUAGUUUAUUGUGAGGUUCAAAAUUCAAUAAAUUUUUUUGUUUGUAUGAAAUAAUUUUUUUAAAUCAAUUUUCAUGCAAACAUUUUAGAAAAAUAUAUACCACAUUCUAACAAAAAAAAUAGAUUCUUAAUACCUUAUCUUAAUCUUAUGGUACAUUAUAUCAAUUAUCGAGUUCAGAAAGGGUAUUCCUGCUCGUGGAAAUUCACGAAACAUUUACUUUAUGCUCAUUUAAUUAACAAUUAAAACUAUUUGCCAUUUUUUUGGCUUAAAUGUUCUUCUGUGAGUACAUAACAUCCUUUUGGAAAAAGGGACAUACCCUCAAUAGGCACUGCUAGAGUAUAUAAUUGAGGACCUUCUUUAUAACCAGCAGAUUUUAUUUUAGAGCAAUUUUAGACCAUUUCUUUCUGUUGAAUCAUCAUUUUGUUAGGCAGUGUCUGUUAUUUAAACUGUGAUAAUGAAAGUAAUUUUUAAUCAACUAUCUGCUGAAUCCGCCAAUAGAGAGUGGAUUGAUGACAUUGGAGGUGUCUUUUAGUGAAUUGAAUAUUUUCUUAGGCGAAUGCUAUUCAAAGGUAGCAAGAGAAAUCUACGAAAAUAUAAUAUAAAUACAAUAAACUCCUAUUAAAAAAAAAUUCUUAGCUCGCCAAAUUUGGUUUUGGCGUCGAAAAUUGUUCACAUCUACAGCGGGCUAGAAACAACAGAAUUUUAUCAGAAUGUGAUCAAAACUUUCUUUAGGUGGGUUGUAAAAUAUACUGAAAAUAGCAAUUUGUAUGGGCGGCAUGUGCAAGUAAAAAAUAUGAUCCUCUUACAAAAAGUUGUUGAUUAUUAUAUUGUUUUAAAAUAUAUUUAUUAAAUUAUACUAACUGAAUAUCGGUGAUCUGUCAAUUGUAGUGCCAUAUUUAUAAUUAUGAAAUAAUUAAGAUAGCUUAAGAUCUUCUAAUAUCUAGAAAGCCUAUUAUGAACUAGAAUUGGAAGUACUUAACCCUACGUUCCCUUUGACACAUUCAGACCGAUAGGGUCAGUGAGGAACACAUUUAAAUUAGUCAUUGUUAUCACUUUUGUAUUUUAAGAGUUCUGAGAUCACAGAUUUUCUUGAAAUUUGGUACAGGUACAGAUAUGUCAACUAAUUUCUGAAAUACAGAGCUGUAAAGUUGUCAUAAAUGGACCUAAACAGGAAACAAAAUUAUUUGAAUUUUGAAUGUGGAAAUUUUCCUCCUAUCUGAGAUACAGUCUGGUAUUGAUGACAUUUAACUGCAUUUUCAAUGCAAUUUCCUAUGAUAUGCACUUAUCACAAAAAGUGCAUAUUUUAAUAUUAAUUCCAUGAAAAGCUACUAGUAUUAUCAAACACAAGGGAAAAUAUUAAUCUGGGAUGAUAAAGGCUAUUUACAUAUUCUUGUAGCCUUGUAGCCUCUGGUUUCUAUUUAACGCCAAUUGCUUCAUUUUGUUGCAAGGUGCGGUUGUAAUGUUUUGAAAAGACGAUUUAUUAUCCCCCUUUUUCUUAUAAAUAUGAAUACUCUUCAUAAAACCAGUAUUCGAUUGAUUUUAUUGAUUUAGAUGUUGAAAUCUGAAAUUUGUUGGGAUUAUUUAAUUUUUUCUAAUUUAUUAAAGGUACAUUGUUUACAGUAUAGGAUACCUUGUAUAAAGAAGUUGGGAUUGCUACAAAUUGACGUAAAAAUGUGUAAAAAAUAUGAUAAGGAUAUUUCAAUAAUUUGAAAAUUGAAAGAAAACUCGUGUUAGUAAAAAGGAAAA
This is a messenger RNA of Diorhabda carinulata, 3396 nucleotides long. It is a transcript of the gene Pho, whose product is annotated as transcriptional repressor protein YY1-like. The record is from RefSeq and is a predicted model, not a curated record. Gene Ontology annotation, cellular component: transcription regulator complex; PcG protein complex. Gene Ontology annotation, molecular function: DNA-binding transcription factor activity, RNA polymerase II-specific; RNA polymerase II cis-regulatory region sequence-specific DNA binding. Gene Ontology annotation, biological process: regulation of transcription by RNA polymerase II. Lineage: Eukaryota; Metazoa; Arthropoda; Insecta; Coleoptera; Chrysomelidae. Bases 85 to 1185 code for a protein of 366 amino acids. The transcript is spliced from 6 exons.